Messenger RNA from Monascus purpureus, 657 nucleotides. The record is from the annotation of a GenBank genome assembly. Lineage: Eukaryota; Fungi; Ascomycota; Eurotiomycetes; Eurotiales; Aspergillaceae.
AUGACAGAAACAGUAACUUUUAGAAACACUUCCUCAAAAACAGUGAUUCCUGACAAGCUGUUCAAAUAUACGUCGGGUCGAUGGUUGGUCAAUGAAGAACACCAACUCGCACAGCAUUUUGUUAAGUUCGACGUUGACAAACUCUGUUAUAUGGCUGCAUCUCUCUUCAGUAAAGAGGCUAGAUGUGUGUGUAUUGGCAAGGUGGAAGGAAACUACAAUCAAGCUUUUCUCCUUACAAUGGAUGAUGGGAAUGAAGUCAUAGCCAAAAUACCUUGCCCCAAUGCUGGGCCUCCAUUAUACACUACGGCUUCCGAGGUUGCGACUUUAAAAUUUUUGCGAUCACAUACAACUCUUCACAUCCUGGCAGUCCUUGCUUGGAGCUUGAAGUCGGAUAAUCACGUAGGUGCAGAGUAUAUCAUCAUGGAAAAAAUCUCUGGGGUGCCCUUGGCUGAAAUACGGGAGACAAUGAGUCCCUUAGAACGCUACAAAGUGAUUGAUCAGAUUGUCGAUAUGGAAAAGGAACUUGAGAGCUUGGAAUUUCCAGCAUACGGGAGCAUCUAUUUGCGAGAUAAGGGGUUCGAUGAGUUCCAAAGCUGCCCUCUUCCUUCCGUUCGUGAUCCCGCCGAGUUGUUUUGCGUUGGUCCAUCUUGUAAUUGA